GAAUCAGAAAAUAAAAAAUCUAAUUUGAAGGCGAACAAACCCUAACCACCCACACGUGCGACGACAGCCUCAUCUCCGAUAGGAGUCACGUGCGGACCUCAAACCGCAGCAGACACAUUAUCGCAAGACACAGAGAGAGAAAGCGAAGAAACACAGCAACAGAAAACCGAACCCCAAACACAAACGGAGCAACCCAAACCAAACCCGACUUAACCCACUCCGACCAAACCUUAAUUUGUCUGCCUUCAAACUCACAACUCAAUUUUGGUUUCAUUUCAUUUCUAAGAGUGACGAGAUCUGAGGAAGCUUUCUGUAUAAGAAUGCUGAUACUUUUGCCAUCAGGAUAUGAUAAAGUGUCAGUUUUGGAAGCACUGAUAAAGAGUUUAUACGCAAGCAAAGUAAACCUUUUGAACAAGAAGCAGACUGUAGUUUUGUUGUUUCCUCCUUGUUUUUGAAACUAUAGGCGCAGGGUCGCUCACAUCUCUUACACUCCUUAAGAAGUUUUUGUAGUUGUCAUCAGAUGUCAGAAAGUAGUAUGGCGGUAGUAAAACCCGAGAUGAAGUCGUACAUUUGGCUCCAAACUGCUGAUGGCUCAAUCCAACAAGUAGAAGAAGAGGUCGCCAUGUUUUGCCCCAUGAUAUGCCGAGAAAUUCUUCAAACAGGCAUGGGGUCUUCCAAGAACUAUGCUAUAUCACUUCCUCAAAGAGUGAAUCCUGCUAUCUUGGGCUUAAUACUUGAUUAUUGCCGAUUUCAUCAAGUACCUGGUCGGUCUAAUAAGGAGCGCAAAACUUUUGAUGAAAAAUUUAUUCGAAUGGAUACAAAAAGAUUAUGUGAAUUGACAUCUGCUGCCGAUAGCCUCCAGUUAAAGCCUUUAGUUGAUCUCACCAGUCGUGCACUUGCUCGAAUUAUUGAAGGGAAAACUCCUGAGGAGAUACGUGAGACUUUUCAUUUACCUGAUGACCUCACAGAGGAAGAGAAAUUGGAACCUCUUAGAAACAUAACUGAUGAUCCACGGAUUCGGCUUCUAAAUCGCUUAUACGCAAGAAAGAGGAAGGAAUUGAAAGAACGGGAGAAAUUGAAGAAUACUGAGGUUGAGGAGGAGCAAGUCGAUGAACGAUCAGUUGAUGAUCUUUUGUCAUUUAUAAAUGGUGCAGAUGGAGAAUCAAAAUGUAGCAGAAUGAGUAAGAAUAAAAAGAAGAAUCGUAGAAGAAAAGACCAAUCAAAGGAGUCUUCUUCGAGUAACAUAAAUGAUAAUCAUAAUGAGGAGACAGAUUGUUGCCCGUCUACUUGCCAUAAUGGAGAGGUUAAAGAUAUGGUAGCCUCUCCUAGUAAAAAUUCAAAGUUGCAGGAGUCUGGAGCUGCCUCACUUUCACCUAAGCUUGAAUUUGAUGAUGGUGACAUUGAUGAUGAUUUAGAUCCUGCAAUGAAGGAGGAACUUGACAGGGAAGUCGAGGACUUCGCUCGUAGAUUAAAUUCAGAUUGGCCAGAAAGGAUGCAGGAAAUUCUAUCUUUGGGCCAAGAGAGAAAGUUAGUUCCAUUAUCCAUCAAUGGGAAUGGAUCUUUACGUAGAUAUUCAGAUUUUGAAACAGGUUUGGAUCGAAGAUAAUGUGAAGAGAAAAUCUUCCCGUGAGAAUUUUUAGCAACACGAGUGGUUUAGUGAAGAAACUGCCUGCUGCUGGCUGGUGUUAGAUGCCAGAAGAACCGACACUGCUAUUUGGUGUAGACUGCAUGUGAGUAUUUUUGUCUGUAAGACCAUCACCGAAGUGCUACAUUCUUUCUCAGCGUCCUGUAUUACAGUUGGAGAAGUGUUUGAAAAUGAAAAUAAAAACAAGUCACAAGAGACAAUUAGAGCACAAUUUGCUCAUUUGUCUUCAUUUCAUUUUCUUGAGGUAGUUGUUAGUGAGUUUCAGGCAUUCUCGUCAGCGAGCUCCUGUACAAUCUGGAAGUUAUUUCUUUCACAGAUUUUCUCUUGGAUUUCUUUUGCCGCACGAACAGCAUUGCUUAUUUUCAUAUGGCUUGUUCAUAGAAUCCCUCUAGGUAGAUUAUAUAGCUGGUUUUUGGAUAGCCAUUUAUUGAAGAUUUGGCUUGCUUUCUGGAAAAGUCAGGUGGAAAGAAAUUCCGGGUUGAGGAUUAACACAACUUUUGUAAUUUGACGUUGUGAUUCGAAUAGAAGUGUAAGAAAGCGGAGAUUCUGUUUUUGUAAUCUGGUAUUCAUGGCAGCUUAGGAACAACAAAUAAGCAUAUGAUGUUAUAAAAAUGCAUGCUUAUUUUUUAUCUUGACACUGCGGCUUUCAUAUUUGUUAUAAACGAAUCCUUUAUUAGAAUGAGAUUGUUGGAUUAAAAAAGUUUAUGGUU
Mercurialis annua (annual mercury) is the source of this 2355-nucleotide messenger RNA. Its product is annotated as SKP1-like protein 21. Gene Ontology annotation, biological process: SCF-dependent proteasomal ubiquitin-dependent protein catabolic process. Lineage: Eukaryota; Viridiplantae; Streptophyta; Magnoliopsida; Malpighiales; Euphorbiaceae. The transcript has 10 exons. Gene Ontology annotation, cellular component: nucleus; cytoplasm. The record is from RefSeq and is a predicted model, not a curated record. Gene Ontology annotation, molecular function: cullin family protein binding. Bases 521 to 1606 code for a protein of 361 amino acids.